Messenger RNA from Ixodes scapularis (black-legged tick), 2381 nucleotides. RefSeq names its product CMP-sialic acid transporter 1. The transcript is spliced from 6 exons. Gene Ontology annotation, cellular component: Golgi membrane. NCBI's taxonomy places the organism in Eukaryota, Metazoa, Arthropoda, Arachnida, Ixodida, Ixodidae. Gene Ontology annotation, biological process: pyrimidine nucleotide-sugar transmembrane transport. The record is from RefSeq and is a predicted model, not a curated record. Bases 196 to 1284 code for a protein of 362 amino acids. Gene Ontology annotation, molecular function: pyrimidine nucleotide-sugar transmembrane transporter activity.
CGGCUCCGGGAUAUCGCACACAUUGGCAGUAUACAGCGCUGCUCCCACGAACAAUGGCGCGACGUGGCGUGCAGGCGUCAGGCUCAGCGGCUUAGUCCAAGAAGUCACCCCCAUCCCUUCUGCUCCCAGAAAUUAAGUGACACUCAGAGAUGGCAACCAGAGGUGUUUGACAAGGCUAGCAGCCACCGGCAAAUCAUGGACAGCGAAAGCGACGUCUGCCCCCUGGUGGAGAUAUCCGAUGGAAAACCGCUCAUGGCAACAAAGACCGAACAGGACUCGCCAGUCGAGUCCGCACCGUCGCCGCUCCACCGCCAGCCCACGAGCGUGGCCAUGGUCAUCCUGCUGUCGUCUUUUUUCAUCACCGCCGAUGUGGGCAAGAUGGUGUCCAGCUACGCCCUCCGCUACUACAACAACGGCGAGUACCCGGUUCACCAGACGCUCCUGGUGGCCCUUUCCGAAGGCUCCAAGUGCCUGGUCACCACGGCCGUUCACGUGUGGGUCACGGGCUCAUUCCGCAUGAGGCCUUCCAUCAAGUUCAUCCUGCCGUCCGUCAUCUACAUGCUCACCAACAACAUCUUCUUCUACGCGCUCUACUUCGUCACUCCUCCGGUGUGGCUGGUCCUGGUGCAAUGCAAGGUGGUCCUCACGCUUCUGGUCUACAAGUACGUGUUCAAGCACUCCAUCAGCGCGGCGCAGUGGACAGCCGGCUUCCUCAUCGUGGCCUCGGUGCUGGGCAGUCAGUUGGAGGAGUUCAACCAGGGUGACCUCCGAGGGAAGCUCAUAGCCGUCGGCCUCGGCCUUCUCUGCGGCACUCUGUCCACCAUCGCGGCUGUAUACACCGAGUUUUGCUUCAAGAACGACAGCCGAACGAUCUGGGAGCAGCAGUCGCAGAUCUAUCUUGGUGGAGCGCUGUUUUCCGCAUUGGCGAGCGCCUAUUCUGGCCAGGGACUGAUACAGGGGACCAUCUCGCGGAGCGUCCAGGGGCUCCUGCUGGCGACCAUAGCGUUAGCCACGGUCCAGGGCAUCACGAUAGCGGUGGUCGUGAGGCGGCUCGACAACAUCAUCAAGUACCACCUGUCGGCAACCUGCAGCGUCCUCAACUCGGUCCUCUCGGCGCUCCUGUUCCCGGACAAGUUCCGCUUCACGACCUCUUACAUCGUCAGCCUGUUCUUCCUCUUCACCGCCAUCUAUCUGUACGAAAAGAAGAGUUUCGUCCUGCCGGACAUGUGCAGCCGCAGGAACGGCGCCACGACGGCGCGCCCCAGCGCCAAGACGACUUCGUGACUUACCCUAACUUAGGAUGUUAAACAUUGUGGGAUGCCUCUGACCUUCAAGGUUCAGGACAGACUAGUCGGUUGUGCAGACAUACAGAAUCGUUCAUGUGUUAUCGUCAUAGAAGUUCCCUUUGCCAUCUUGAAAUGGAGCUGGGGGUUAUUGUAUAUGUGAGUGUGUUUUCUUUUCUUUUUUUUUUUACCAUGCUGCGUUUAUUUUCUUAAAGAAGGCGCCAGCAUCCAUCUUUAUUCCUGGCAAAAUUAAUGUCUUAUUUUAGUUGACAUCUGGAAAACCCUGAGAUAGGGAACGAUAAAAAAAACGGACGAACACAACAAAAUCUCAAAAUUUCCCUUGUAACCCCCAUCUCGGGGGUUACAAGAUGUCGAUUGAUUACCAGCUCGCCUGCACUCUCUCACUGCUUAUUUUAGUUGAUUUUAUGUGUGACAAGAUGUCGGGACGCGUAGUUACUUCCAGUGGAUUUGUUGUCGUUCAAAAUGCUACCAUUCACCGAGAGUUCUUACGGUCCUUUGAACAUUGCAAACUUUAUCGAUAUAUUUAUUAUGGGUUCCGAGAAGUGAGAUUGCGCGUUAAAAACUAAACCGGUGAUUCUAGCAACUAUAUUGUUUAUAGGAAAAGAAAAGUGGAGGUGUGAUCAAAUUGUGCAGCAUUGUUGCACCUGAUGCUUUGAACAAGUGUCCAUCUGCUUUUGUGCCGAUAGACCGUGACAGUGAUGAAAGAUAUCACAUGGUAAUGAUUGAACGUUGGGGAGAAAUCAGCAUGUCCCGGAACGUAUGGCCAACAGCUGAUAACUCUUGUCUAGUCAUUCCAGAGAGAUGCCAGGUUAUAGUGGUUUUCAUGAACAAGAGACUGACGAACGACUCAGAAUAAAUACACUCGCGUGCAAUAAAGCUAGACCGUGGGUCUUGCCAAUUCAUGUGUACAUUUGCUGUCCGAUUUCAGUAUACCACACCAGUGGUAAACGUGUUCUUCAAAUGUGCGCAAGUAUCAUUGAUAUGUUUACUACUAGAAUAAUUGCAAAAACACUUAUCUCACACAAUAUGGAAAUUGAAGUCAAGAUGAUUUAUAAUAAAAGCACCAUGUCUUCAUCG